Molecule: messenger RNA, 5342 nt
Organism: Onychostoma macrolepis
Lineage: Eukaryota; Metazoa; Chordata; Actinopteri; Cypriniformes; Cyprinidae
Gene: cnnm2a
Product: cyclin and CBS domain divalent metal cation transport mediator 2a
Exons: 8
Coding region: 846-3284 (812 amino acids)
Biological process (GO): magnesium ion homeostasis; transport
Cellular component (GO): plasma membrane
Molecular function (GO): magnesium ion transmembrane transporter activity
Source: RefSeq, a predicted model, not a curated record
UUUUAUUAAAAUCGUUUUGUCUUGUACAAUUUAAAGUCUCUCCAAAAGGUGACAAAAUAAGGGCAAUUUAAAAUCACAGUCAUAAUGUAUAUUAGUAUCCAAAUUUUCUUCUUUCUGUGAUUUUCUGAAACAUCACAAUCUAUUUGGUUUGCCAUUCAAUUUAGUGGUUCUUUGAAGGAAUUAAGAAAAUACUUUUUGGACGUCUUUUGGAAAUUGACAUAAUGAACGCAUGAAUGAAGGCGUUACGAGUUUGUUUAUCUGGCAGAGAGACCCACGCGCGCUUACAAGCAAAUAGAAAGCGAAUCUUUUUUAUCUGUGCGUCGUAAUUUUAUUAUGCAUUUCCUUAUGUAUCAUUUACCGCAUUACAAUCGUCAUACCGUUUUUCUCAGUUUUCAGAAUUAACCCCGAGAUUUCAAUACGUUAAUGCAAUGUAUUGGCCAGUAGUUUCAAUGGUGACAUGCCGUUGGCCGUCGAUGACCACUCCCACCUUUUAGUUACCGCUCAUUUUGAUUGGUCUUUGGAUACACCCACUACCGCGUUUAAGCCCGAUAGCACCUCCUUCCCUCCGACAUUCCGCGAGAUGUAAUUGGAUGCCAUUGGUCUUAAUUAGCAUACGCGAUCGGAUUGGUCAGAACGAGCGUCCGUCAUUAGGCAUCUGUACUCACAGCAGUUCACAUAGAGCGUGCUGGUGUGUCAUCGUGGUGCAGAGAGGCAGAGAUACGCGGUGAGUAAUGCCGGCCUUGUUGCUUGAUGUCAGGACUGCUAUAGAGAGGAUGAAGGCGGACGCGGAUUCCCUCUGACCGUGGCAUCCUACAUGCAUUAACUAAAGUCUGCCCAUUGUCAACAUGGCAGAGCAAUGGACCGCAGUGCCCACUUCUAAUAUGGCGGCGCUGAACCGGGCUAGAUCAUUGACUGUUAUAUUCUUAAUUGUCAGCAGUUGUCUGAUCAGUAGCAUUGAUGGCAUAGACGCGCCAGAAGAGACUGUCAUCAUUGGCCUCCGGCUCGAGGACACGGACGAGGUGUCGUUUAUGGACAGAGGCUUUUUGCGCGUCAGCGAGCGCUCUCAUGUCAGGUUAAGGGUCUAUGGGCAAAACAUCAACAACGAGACGUGGUCCAAACUCGCCUUUACGGAACACAAAAUCGGCAGCGCACCUGCGGAGAGCCAGAGCCCCGGGGACGCACCUGCCUCGCAUCCCUGCGGCAUCCGAUCCUCCGAUAUCAUCAUCCUUCCCAACGUGGAGGUAAACAGAAAGACAUCUGGGAUUAUUGAAAUAGAGGUGAAACCUCUGCGAAAAACUGAGAAGAGCAAAGUAUAUUACCUGUGCAUCGCCACAACCACACCUGGCGCGCAGGACUCGUGGUCCGAGAGCACCUGGAUCUAUCACGAGGGGCAUGACACUAAAGUGAUCGUGGUGGAGGAGAAGAAGUUCCUGCUGCCUUUCUGGCUGCAGGUGAUUUUUAUUGCCAUGUUGUUGUGUUUGUCCGGCAUGUUCAGCGGGCUGAAUCUGGGACUGAUGGCGCUGGAUCCCAUGGAGCUCCGGAUUGUCCAAAACUGCGGGACUGAGAAGGAGAAGAAUUACGCGAAGAAGAUCGAGCCAGUCCGAAGCCAAGGAAACUACCUUCUGUGCUCUUUGCUGCUGGGAAAUGUCUUGGUCAAUACCACUUUGACUAUCCUGCUCGAUGACAUCGCAGGAUCAGGGCUGAUCGCUGUAGUGGUGUCCACUAUAGGGAUCGUGAUUUUUGGCGAAAUCGUGCCACAAGCCAUCUGCUCCAGGCAUGGGCUCGCCGUGGGCGCAAACACUAUACUCCUGACUAAAUUCUUUAUGAUCCUCACUUUCCCUGCAUCGUAUCCCGUCAGUAAACUCCUGGACCACGUGUUGGGGCAGGAGAUCGGCACUGUGUACAACAGGGAGAAGCUUCUGGAGAUGCUCAGGGUGACAGAUCCGUAUAAUGACCUGGUGAAAGAGGAGCUCAACAUCAUCCAGGGCGCUCUGGAGCUCAGGACUAAAACUGUGGAGGAUGUCAUGACGCCUUUGCGAGACUGCUUCAUGAUUGCCGCCGAUGCCAUCCUGGACUUCAACACCAUGUCUGAGAUCAUGGAGAGCGGCUACACGCGAAUACCUGUGUAUGAGGGCGAGAGAUGUCAUAUUGUGGACUUGCUGUUUGUCAAGGACCUGGCCUUUGUGGAUCCAGAUGACUGCACGCCGUUGAAAACCAUCACCAAGUUCUACAGCCACCCUCUGCAUUUUGUCUUCAAUGAUACAAAGCUGGAUGCCAUGCUCGAGGAGUUUAAAAAAGGUAAAUCCCAUCUGGCCAUUGUCCAAAGAGUGAAUAACGAAGGAGAGGGAGACCCAUUCUAUGAGGUUCUGGGCAUCGUCACGCUAGAAGACGUCAUUGAGGAAAUCAUCAAAUCUGAGAUUCUUGAUGAGACUGACUUGUACACUGACAACAAGACGAAAAAGAGGAUAGCUCACAGAGAGAGGAAACAGGACUUCUCCGCUUUCAAACCUACAGAUAAUGAGUUGAGCGUGAAAAUAUCACCACAGCUUCUUCUGGCCGCACUGCGUUUCCUGGCAACUGAGGUGGAGUCAUUCAGUACAGCUCAAAUGUCAGAGAAAAUCCUCCUGCGCUUGCUGAAACAUCCUAACGUCAUCCAGGAGCUCAAAUAUGAUGACAAGAACAAGAAAAUGUCAGAGCACUACCUCUUUCACCGCAACAAGCCUGUGGACUACUUCAUCCUCAUCUUACAGGGGAAGGUGGAGGUUGAGGCUGGAAAGGAGGGGAUGAAGUUUGAAGCUGGUGCCUUCUCUUAUUAUGGAGUGCUGGCUUUAACCUCUUCACCAGUUCCUCUCUCCUUGUCUCGAACCUUUGUGGUGAGCAGGGCAGAAUCGCUGGCAGGAUCUCCAGAAAAUAAGUCACCUCCACGACCGUUCGGACUCAACCACUCGGACUCCCUGAACAGGAGUGACCGGAUGGAGGCGGUCACUCCCACGCUGGGCAGCAGCAACAACCAGCUCAACUCCUUCCUGCAGGUCUACGUGCCAGACUACUCAGUGAGAGCCGCCUCUGACCUGCUCUACAUCAAGGUGACCCGCCAGCAGUAUCAGAACGCCCUUAUGGCAUCUCGCAUGGACAAGACACCCCAGUCCACAGACAGCGAGUUCACCAAGAUCGAGCUGACCUUCACAGAGCAUCAGGAUGGACCACUGGACGAAUCAGCCACUCUUUUGACCACCAACGCACACAGACCCAACCACACCAGUCACAGCGACGGGGCAAUUUAACCACCCUCAGUGAAGAGAGAUGGCAAAAGAGCGCAAACGGCUCCGUUAGCCUCUCCCUUUCCACGUACUGAGCGAGAGGCCUUCUCGUACACCAGGCAGCUUCACUUCCUCUCAUCACGGUCGAUUUCCAAGGGGAACAUACGCAAAGACUACAAUGUGAAGGGCCGCAUAUCCCACAAUGCAUGCACUAAUGACCUUAACACCUUUUGUAGGCAGCGGAUCAGUCAGGGACCACCACAUCAUUCUCGUUCGCUCAUUUGAUCGAGGACGGACACACUUGAAAAUACACACUUUCACUUUGGAGGAGCAAGGUGACGACCCACACCACACCUCGACCAGACAUGAUACCAGAAGGACAAAGAAAUAACGGUGCCUUUAGACAGCGCUUGGUUACUGUCAACAAAGGAGGCCCCCGAGGGCCCGGGCCACACGGAGCUCUCCAAAAUCUUCCAUUCGACCCAGGAAACCUGAGCAGAUGCAGCCACAGAUGAGAUCUCAGCGACCGUGAGGCUUGUAAACAUUCGACGGAGAUCAAUAUCCCCAGAAUGCAUCUCAGCCUAUCAGAAGAGGCCUCACGACCAAAGACAUUUGGCAUAGACAGGAUAAAACAGGCGGCAUAAUUGUGGGUCAUUUGUGAGAAUUUGUGACAAAAACAGCAGCCUCGGACACGACACGCAUAAGCAGGCAAAAUGGCGUUUGUCUGGACUGUGCCAAAUAACACCAACAACGAUUUCUUCUGCCCAGGUUAAUCCACGUCACACGCAGAUGUGCUACGUACAGCGUUCGCAGUACAAAGAAAUCAAAUGUGUUUACAUAUGAGGGCCUUUUUCAUCUAUAUAUAUAUAUAGAAAAAGAGAUUUUUUACGUCAGUCCUGAUUGUGCUGAGGUACAGCGUCACCUAUUUUAAGGUGAAUAGAGUAUACGUCUCAUGACUGGUUCCAUUUUUACGUACGUCGGACCACUCUUUAUUAACGAUACGUUUUUGAUUUUCAGUGCUUUUGUUGUAAUCACGUAACUCUUAAUUUUUAAAAGAAACAUUUUGUAUGUCACACCUACCUUUCUUCAGAUAGUUGCUAGCUGCGUUUAGGACCUCAAAGACACUAUUUCAGGAACUUACACUGUAACUUAUAUCUCCUCUUCAGAUUCCACUAUUGCUCUUUUUUCUUAUUGUUUUUAGAAAAGCUAUUCGUGUAGGACUCAAUGUCAUGGGAUUGUAAAAGAGGUACUUGAUUUAUUGAAUUUAAAACAGAUGAAAAAGGAAAAUAAUUCAGCAUUAAUGUAUUUAUUUGGUUUAAGAUUACAUUAACGCUCUUGAUACAAAGGGGAACGAAUCUCUGGCUGAUGUUUUUAUCCGCUGACUGUUUGUUUUUUUUAUCAGAACCUCCUGAGGCGCUUCUGUCAGAUGCGUAAAGCCACUGGAUAUCAGGACAUUCACGUCUCAAGAGUUUAUGUAGCAACCUCUCAGUGCAAUAGUGCAACAGCUAUGCAGGGACAAUCAUGACCAAUUAAUGUGCUCACAGGUAGGACAAAGUAUCCGAAAGUAAACUAGUGGAAUUUAAUUUAAUGAGACUGAGAGGUAGAGUAAGUCUGUUAGAUUAACACAACUACUGUUUAGGGGCUUGAGAUGUGGAGUAGUGAUUGUUGAACACUAACAAAGGCUUCGGUCAGCAUUCCUGUUCUUGUUACAUCAACCGCUUAUUCCAGUUUUUUCACACUGUGUUAAAGAGGAACGCCCAUUCAUUUCACUUAAAGCAUUCGGUGAUGUCCUACAGAUCAGAUCAGUGUUUUCACGUCGGAUCGCCUGCCUUAGAAAAGAGGAAACGUCUUCAAAAAUGUGGUGCUCUAACAUGCGUUUUGAGUCUGUCAUACAUUGCUGCUAUUUUCAAUCUUGAAUGUGUAUAGAGAUACUGUACAGUCAUAAAUCAGAGAGUACUAUUGUAUGCUUACAUACUAUAAACCAGACAAUGCUAUAUCAGAUUUAAAUAUACAUAUAUAUAUAUAUAUAUAUGUAUAUAAUGCAGAUGGAAAUUGCUAUAAUAAAACUGUUUGACAACUUUA